This is a messenger RNA of Lasiosphaeria miniovina, 2025 nucleotides long. Its product is annotated as fungal-specific transcription factor domain-containing protein. The transcript has 6 exons. The record is from RefSeq and is a predicted model, not a curated record. Gene Ontology annotation, biological process: DNA-templated transcription; positive regulation of transcription by RNA polymerase II. The coding region runs from base 1 to 2025 and encodes 674 amino acids. Gene Ontology annotation, molecular function: zinc ion binding; DNA-binding transcription factor activity, RNA polymerase II-specific; sequence-specific DNA binding. NCBI's taxonomy places the organism in Eukaryota, Fungi, Ascomycota, Sordariomycetes, Sordariales, Lasiosphaeriaceae.
AUGCCUCGGGGGUCGAGUUUCUCAGAGAACCCCUUGCUCAGGGUUUCCCGGCCAGUAUCUGCAUGUUCGAGAUGCCGCGGCGCAAAAGUCAAGAAGUGCGACGGGAAGCUUCCCGCCUGCACGGCGUGCGAGAAGGCUGGGCGUGAGAGCGAGUGCUCGGCUGCAAAUGACCAAUUUGCUAGGGGCAAAGAACGAAGCUAUGUAGCAGCGCUCGAGUUACGGAUAGAGAAGCUUGAGAGGCGCUUGACCUAUGCGCGGUCCAGGAAGGCUUCGGUCGCGAUGCAUGACUCUGACGCGGCUCCCUCUGUUGAUCCUAGCCGCAAGGAUUCGCUGGCCGUUAUCCGAGCCGCCAUUCACCGCAAAGCGGCCCGGAAGCGAGAGAACUCCGACGUCAACUCAUUGGUCUCCGACUUUGGGUACCUCUCGAUCAAUGCCACCACGCGGGACUUCGAGCCGUCAGUCACAAAUAUGACAUUUGCCCGCCUGGUGUUGGCCGCCUCGACAAACGUUGCAGUGCCGCCACCUACGGAUAACACGCUUCCACCGAAGGCGACUGCCGCCUCUCUUGUGCAAUUUUAUUUGACGAACAUCUUUCCACUAUAUCCCGCUUUCCCGGAGACCUCUUUGCUGUCUCUGGUCGACGAUAUAUACCAAGAAGACACACGACCCAUCAGGAGCUCCGAGUACUGGCUUCUAUUCAUGGUCCUUGCUAUAGGGUCCACAGCACAAAGCCAAACUGUUGAGGACGAGCACUAUUUGAACGGCCUCGACUUCGUAGCGCGUGCUCUACCUCAUGCUGACCGUGCGCUUAUGCCUGGUUAUACCACACAGCUCCAGGCACUGCUACUUCUCACUCAGUACUCGAUGCUCGACCCUGCUCACUUUGACAGUUGGCACCUGAUUGGUUUCACCUGCCGCGCUGUAAUCGAUCUCGGCUUCCACCAAGACCCGCCACAUACGCAACCGUCCGACAAGGCGGUAUUGGAAGCAAGGCGCAAAACAUUUUAUUGUGUUUAUGCCCUGGACAGAGCAAUAAGCAUGGUCCAUGCCAGGGCCUUUUCCUUCGUUGACGACGCCCUAUCGGUAGCACUUCCGUCCGCCACUCGCGCGGGACGCUCGCCCUUAGUCAACUCCAUAUCCUCACCAACGUCUACCGAUCCAUCUACAUUUCUCUUUAAGCUCCGCCGUUUGCAGUCGACGUGGUACCAGGAGCUAUUCCAGUGUGAUCCUACUGAUCCGCUGCACGACGCUGCUUCCUUCAUCUGGCAAAUGUGUCUCGAGAUGCGCGAAUGGUCUGAAGCACUGCCAGACAGCCUUCCCGUCGGCAUACGAGAGAUGUUCGACCUCGAAUUGAGAUACAGCUAUGUUUAUUGCAUCGCUCCAAGCGCAAGGGCUCCCCACAUAACCCCGUAUGGAAGGGUGUUAAUCUUUGAGCACGCCAUUGCAUAUAUUGACCGAAUAUUCGAAGUCGCCAACGCUCAGACUAACAUUGCGUUCUACACUUACCACGACGCACUGCGGGUAUAUUUUAUGGGCUCCCAGUUCGUCGCCGUGAUUCGUGAUGCGGCCGACACAUUAUUAUCCAGUUCGAGCGUCCCCCGUCCACUCCCAGUUCCAGGCAAGGCACCACCUCCACACCUUCCCGAAAGAUUCGAUCGUGCUACUAGUGGUGACAACUUGGACCGCAGCCUCCGAACCCUUGAGCGAGUCAUUCUCACCUUGAAGAAAUAUGGUGAAAGAUGGGGUUAUGCCCAGGCUCUCAUGUCCAGCUUCGAGAUGAUGUCAGCUGAAGUGACAGAAAAUCUCCGGUCCAGGAGAAGCUUGAAGGAGACCACAACGAGCCAGGGCGGACAAAUGCAAAGCCACCAGCCGCUCACAUCGCCGCAAUCUGGUUCCAUCAAACAGCGCACGCCUUUACCUCAGCAAAUGCCGCCGCCGCCGCCGCCGCCGCCGCCGCAAUUGCAAGAAGUGCAAUGGGUUGGGGUCGAUGUUGCGGAGAUUAUUCGAGAAAAUGGUCACGUGUAA